This is a messenger RNA of Microthlaspi erraticum, 1383 nucleotides long. NCBI's taxonomy places the organism in Eukaryota, Viridiplantae, Streptophyta, Magnoliopsida, Brassicales, Brassicaceae. The record is from the annotation of a GenBank genome assembly.
AUGGGUUGUUGGGGCAGUAAAAAUCCAACACCGUCGAAUCCCGUCUCUGAUGGAGAGACCACCAUAUUGGGAAAGCCAUUGGAACACAUCAAUAAGUUUUAUAACCUGGGGAAGAAACUGGAUGUAGGUGAUCUUGCUACAACCUACAUGUGCAAGCAGUUUUCUACGGGAAACAUUUACGCCUGCAAAUCCGUACGCAAGAGGUUGCUAAGCAGCAAGAAAGAGAAAGAGGUUGUCAAGACACAGAUUGAGAUUUUGAAUCGCUUUAUAGGAGAGCCCAACAUCGUACAGAUCAAAGGUUCUUACGAGGAUAGAAGUUUCGUGCACAUCGUGAUGGAAUUGUGUACUGGUGGGGAUUUAUUCGACAAGAUCGAAGCUGUGGUCAACGACCAGAGCUAUUACUCGGAGAAGGAUGCUUCUGAAAUCUUCAGGUCGAUUAUGAAUGCUGUGCAAAGUUUUCACUCCAAGGGUGUGAUACAUCGGGACAUCAAGCCCGAGAACUUUGUCCUCUCGAGUAACAAUGAAGAUGCUUUGCUCAAAGCAAUCGGUUUUGAAAACUCUGUUUGCAUCAAAGAUGGAAAAGGUGUCCAGGAUAUAGUAGGCAGUGAUUUCUACAUUGCUCCUGAAGCAUUACAAGGAUCCUACGGGAAGGAAAUUGAUAUAUGGAGUGCAGGUGUCACAUUGUACGUCCUACUCAGCGGCCGAUUCCCAUUUGAAAACGAUGAUGAGAUUAAGAGUGGCAAAAUCGAUUUGUCUGGCGGCCCAUGGGUUCAUACGUCUCCGGCCGCAAAAGACCUUGUCAAGCCGAUUCUCUGCUGCAAAGGCAACGAAGCUAAAGAUACGCCUAUGGAUAAUGAUGUCUUAUCCCGUAUGAGAAAAUUCCGAGCUGUGAACAAGUUUAAGAAGCUAGCUCUUAAGGUUAUUGCGGAGAGUAUAUCGGAAAAGGAAAUCAAAAGUCUUAAAUCAAUGUUUGCCAGUAUGGAUACCGAUAAAAGCGGGACAAUCACUUAUGAAGAGCUCAAAAUUGGGCUGAAUAGACUUGGGUCUAAACUCUCUGAAACUGAAGUUAAACAACUUAUGGAAGUCGCUGAUGUGGAUGGUAAUGGAACACUAGAAUACCUCGAGUUUAUCUCAGCGAUGAUGCAUAGACAGAGAAUGGCUCAAGAGGAACAAUUUUACAAAGCAUUUCAAUACUUCGAUGUAGACAAUAGUGGGUACAUAACGAGGGAUGAGUUGGAGAGAGCCAUGAAGGAGCAUGAUAUGAGAGAUGAAACAAGUGCAAAACAAAUUAUGUCGGAAGUCGAUACAGAUAAUGAUGGAAGAAUAAACUAUGAUGAAUUUUGCGCGGUGAUGAGAAAUGGCACGAUGCAGCCACAAGGAUAA